Anoplophora glabripennis (Asian longhorned beetle) is the source of this 2497-nucleotide messenger RNA. Its product is annotated as zinc finger protein 710-like. The record is from RefSeq and is a predicted model, not a curated record. Gene Ontology annotation, molecular function: zinc ion binding; RNA polymerase II transcription regulatory region sequence-specific DNA binding; DNA-binding transcription factor activity, RNA polymerase II-specific. Gene Ontology annotation, cellular component: nucleus. The coding region runs from base 1 to 1740 and encodes 579 amino acids. Gene Ontology annotation, biological process: regulation of transcription by RNA polymerase II. NCBI's taxonomy places the organism in Eukaryota, Metazoa, Arthropoda, Insecta, Coleoptera, Cerambycidae. The transcript is spliced from 4 exons.
AUGAGCAGUGGAGAGUUUAUAGUAAUAGAUGAAUCUACAAGGGAAAUUUUAAAGACAAUUUCACUGAAUCUUGACUUUCACAACAAUUGUGAACAUGUCAUUUGUCCUACUUGUUCUGCUAAAAUGUACUCUGCGUUUCACUUCAGGUCCACUUGUCUCUACGUUGAAGACAAGAUUUUGUCUUAUGUUAAUUCCAAAGUGUCAUUCGUCGAUUUAAGAGAAGUUUAUUUAAAUGAACACGAGAACAAACCUUCAGUUAAAAUGGAGGAUGAUCAGAAAAUAUGUCGAUUAUGUUUGCAGUUAGUCAGCGAAGGAUUUGUAACAUUUUAUGAUGUGACGUUAGAGAUGAUGUAUAGAUACAUUCCAGAAGUGAAUUUUGGCAUCACCGAAGAUCCCGUUAUUUGUAGGCAAUGUUUUGAUUCGCUCAGCCUUCAUGAUGCUUUUAUAAAGACCUGUUCGGACGUGGAACUGAAAAUUGCCAAUGUACAAAAUAAUAUCACAGAUUUUGGAUCUAGCGACGUGUUCAUUAAAAGCGAAAAUUUUGAAAUUGUGCUAAGAGAUGAACAAAGGAUGGAACAAUUAGUUAAGAUUGAAAAAGAAGUGCAAGCAGAAGAAACGGUGAUCAAAAUGGAAGAGGUUGACAUAAAAAGCGAGGAGAAUUAUUGUAAAAGGGAUUCCUCUUCGUGGGACCUACAUGAGACAAUUGAAAAAAAAAUGAUUCGCACUUAUGAAGAUGUAGGAGAAGUAAGGAAUGAAUAUAUGUGUAAGAAAGGAGAAAUUCAAAUAGAUCAACAUGAAACGACUUUAGAUGUACCAUCAUAUAAAAGUGUAUACAUAAGUGAGUUUCAUAGCGGUCUAACACAGGAAAAUUCCAACUGCCACCAGUUAAUAAGCAAGGACCCUUUAGAAUUCAAAAUGUACAAAUGUGAUACAUGUAGUUUUCAAGCUAGAUACAGGAGUCAUCUAAAAGCGCAUCUGUUAUCACACAUGGACCGUUCAGAAAUCAAAAUGUACAAAUGUGACGAGUGUGAUUAUGAGACUAAGUAUAAGAAACAUAUAAAGGAACAUCAGAUAUUACAUCUAUCCGAAAUCGAGACAUACAAGUGUGAUGCUUGCAAUUAUGAAACUAAGUUUAAAAGAUAUCUUAAAUCGCAUCAGUUAAUGCACAAAGAUUCUUCAGAAAUCCAGAUGUACAAGUGUGAUACUUGUGCUUUUGAGACUAAACAUAAGAGCAAUCUAAAAAUGCAUCAUUUAUUGCACAAAGACCCUUCGAAAAUCAAAAUGUACAAAUGUGACACAUGCGAUUAUGAAAAUAAAUAUAGAAGUAAUGUAAAAAGUCAUCAGCUAACACACAAAGGUAUUGCAGAUAUUCGAAAAUACAAGUGUGAUAAUUGUGCUUACGAAACUAAAUAUAAGUAUGAUAUAAGGAGGCAUCAGUUAGUACACCAAAACCCUUCAGCAGUCCAAUUGUACAAGUGUGGUACAUGUCCUUAUGAAACUAAAUAUAAAGGAAAUCUAAAGGACCAUCAACUGACGCAUGAGAAUCCUUCCACAGCACAACAAGAAUGUGUUUUUGAGACCAAACAUAAACAAGGUUUAAACAUUCAUGUGGUAAAACAGCAAGAUCUCUGGAAAGGUCAAAUGUACAACUUGUACAAGUGUGACAAAUGUGUUUUCCAGACAAAGCUUAAACGCAGUCUAGUUAUUCAUCAGUUAAUGCACAAAAACUCUUCAGGCUAAGUGUGCAGUUACAAUGAAUAUUUUUAUAGUCAGUAAGACUUACAAGGCUCGAAGCUUCUUUGGAUCCACAAAGUCCUGAUGUGUGCAUUGUACAAAGUGUGAAGAAGACUUACAAUUUAUAAUUGGUCAGAUAUAGUUAGUUAACAGUGAAUUUUUUAUAUUAACUCGGAUGUUAUAGUGCAAAAAAAAUGAAAAUUUUCACUCAUACUUCAUAUUUUUGUUAAAAAGUAAGGAGAAAUGUAACAAGAGGGAGUAGUAAGUUUUUCUUGAACAUAAAAUCUAUGGGAGUGAAUUUUGGGACAGAGUGGUCUACCUCUGAAUAUGUUCCUUUUCAAUAUAAGAAAAAACUAACACGGUGAAGAUAUGUAAAAUUAUAAAAGCUUAUGUAUUACAAAUAUAAUGCAGUUCAAAGCAUUAAUGUAAAGAAAUUAGAAGGAGCAAGAUACAAAAAUUAUUUUCUAGGAUUUUGUCAAUAUUAACAUAAACUCUUAAACAUGUUAAUGUAAAUUGUAAUUAAACUAAUUAUUGGAGAGAUUUAGAUCCCUUCAUUUGAGAAUCUCGCAUCAUACAAGCAAUGUAUUACCUUAAAGUGAUUAGACAAUGCUAUCAUGUUGCAAUUAAUAAAUAACAAAUAAACUAUUUAUGAUUUUUGUAAAUCAAAAAUUAUAAUUUGCAACAACUUUCAAGCCCAAUUUAAGAGAUUUGGAAAGAAACUUUUUGCAUCGAGUAAUUAACAAAUAUUUAAACAUUUUUUUGA